This is a messenger RNA of Cottoperca gobio, 1521 nucleotides long. RefSeq names its product Rab9 effector protein with kelch motifs (gene rabepk). The transcript has 7 exons. The record is from RefSeq and is a predicted model, not a curated record. The coding region runs from base 421 to 1491 and encodes 356 amino acids. NCBI's taxonomy places the organism in Eukaryota, Metazoa, Chordata, Actinopteri, Perciformes, Bovichtidae. Gene Ontology annotation, molecular function: protein binding.
UCUUCACGCUCUUUGAGUUAGCAAGUAACGUUAGCAAGUAACGUUAGCAUCCUGAAGGCGCUUAAUGCGUUCUCCAACUUUGUGACAUUGUAGCUAAAUUAAGCUACAUAACAUAGAUCAUAUUUACAACUGUGUUUUAUAAACUACCCGUCACUAAUCGUUUACAAGAAGAACUAUAAAAACACAUUUGAGUUGCUGCUUCUAUUGUAAUGUUAGCUAGAUGUCACGUAGCUAAGCUUCUGUGGAUACCAUUAGCUUAUAGAGACUUAUAACGAUUAUAACCAUUUGUAAAAAUCAACAGGGAUUUUGACCAAGGCUAGUAGUGUAUGCUCUAUUUGUUAUCUCACCAGAUCAACACUGAACAUGUAGCAGAUUGAUCCCUGUCAGCAGAAGUAUGAAAAAACAACAAGGUACAUUAUUAUGUCUUUGACAGCCAUGGAGUUUCUCCCAGUACUUGAUCCUCUGGAUAGACCCAAAGAAGGGAUAUGGUAUUCUUUGAUACCAAGGGGCGGUGCUCCAGGUGUUAGUGUGGGUCACACCUGUACGUUUAUUCCAUCUGGAGAUGGAGGAAAAGGAAGAGUCUUUAUUAUUGGGGGUGCCAACCCCAGUGGCAGUUUCUCACAUUCGCAUAUCAUAAAUCUAGAUACUCAUGAAUGGGACAUCCCAGAGUGGGAGGGUUUGGAGUCACGGUACGAACACUGCAGCUUUGUGCCAGAGAGCUUCCCUCAGAGCCUGUGGGUGUUUGGAGGGGCACAGCAGAGCGGCAAUCGCAAUUGUAUCCAGAAUAUACAGCUAACAGAGAGUGAGUCUCGCUGGAAGAAUGUAGUGGUGAAUGGCAAACCCCCUGGUCCCAGAACAUACCACACCAACUCAGCCUGCCUAGGGGAUCGGCUAUACGUCUGUUCUGGUGGGGAAGCAGGAGCUGCACCUGUCUCAGACUCCAAACUUCAUGUCUUUGAUACAGUGUCUUCCACCUGGUCCCAACCAGAAACCCAAGGCAGAAACCUGCCAGUCAGACAUGGACAUAUUGUCGCAGCAGUGGGUUCAAAGAUCUACAUUCAUGGAGGCAUGGCUGGAGAUAAAUUCCACAAUGACAUGUACUCUCUUGACACAAGGAGCAUGACGUGGGAGAAAGUGCAGGCUAAAGGAGACAUCCCACCAGGAGUAGCAGCCCACUCAGCUUUGGUGCUGGGCAAGAACAUCUACAUUUUUGGAGGGAUGACUGCAGAUGGCGCCGGCAACUCCAUGUACAGAUUCAAUAGUGACAGAAGUAGAUGGGUCCUCAUGAAGUUUGAAGGAGAUAUGCCACCCAACCGCCUGGACCACUCCAUGUGUUUACUACCCUGGAAGGUGUGUGGUGAGGGGAGUGGAGAUGUGGAACAAGCCAACAGCCCAGCAGCCUCAGAGACAAUAACUCUGGCCUUUGUAUUUGGAGGAAUGGACACCCAGGGUGUCAUUCAUAAUGACUGUGUUGUGACUGUGGUGACAUGAAAUUGUAAUAAAAUUUGUACUACUUAGUAA